Knipowitschia caucasica is the source of this 1986-nucleotide messenger RNA. Lineage: Eukaryota; Metazoa; Chordata; Actinopteri; Gobiiformes; Gobiidae. The record is from the annotation of a GenBank genome assembly.
AUGAGGAGGAGCAGAGAAGAGGAGAGAGAGGAGCAGAGAGGAGGAGUAAGGAGGAGUUAUCAGCAUGAGGAGGAGCAGAGAAGAGGAGAGAGGGUUAUCAGACUGAGGAUACAGAGGAGUAGAGAGGAGACAGAGGAGCAGAGAGGAGACAGAGGAAAAGAGAGGAGACAGAGGAGCAGAGAGGAGACAGAGGAGCAGAGAGGAGACAGAGGAGCAGAGAGGAGACAGAGGAGCAGAGAGGAGACAGAGGAGCAGAGAGGAGACAGAGGAGCAGAGAGGAGACAGAGGAGCAGAGAGGAGACAGAGGAGCAGAGAGGAGACAGAGGAGCAGAGAGGAGACAGAGGAGCAGAGAGGAGACAGAGGAGCAGAGAGGAGACAGAGGAGCAGAGAGGAGACAGAGGAGAAGAGAGGAGACAGAGGAGCAGAGAGGAGACAGAGGAGCAGAGAGGAGACAGAGGAGCAGAGAGGAGACAGAGGAGCAGAGAGGAGACAGAGGAGCAGAGAGGAGACAGAGGAGCAGAGAGGAGACAGAGGAAAAGAGUGGAGACAGAGGAGCAGAGAGGAGACAGAGGAGAAGAGAGGAGACAGAGGAGCAGAGAGGAGACAGAGGAGAAGAGAGGAGACAGAGGAGCAGAGAGGAGACAGAGGAGCAGAGAGGAGACAGAGGAAAAGAGUGGAGACAGAGGAGCAGAGAGGAGACAGAGGAGAAGAGAGGAGACAGAGGAGCAGAGAGGAGACAGAGGAGAAGAGAGGAGACAGAGGAGCAGAGAGGAGACAGAGGAGCAGAGAGGAGACAGAGGAGCAGAGAGGAGACAGAGGAAAAGAGUGGAGACAGAGGAGCAGAGAGGAGACAGAGGAGCAGAGAGGAGACAGAGGAGAAGAGAGGAGACAGAGGAGCAGAGAGGAGACAGAGGAGCAGAGAGGAGACAGAGGAGAAGAGAGGAGACAGAGGAGCAGAGAGGAGACAGAGGAGAAGAGAGGAGACAGAGGAGCAGAGAGGAGAGAGAGGAGAGAGGAGCAGAGAGGAGACAGAGGAGCAGAGAGGAGACAGAGGAGCAGAGAGGAGACAGAGGAGCAGAGAGGAGAGAGAGGAGAGAGGAGCAGAGAGGAGACAGAGGAGAAGAGAGGAGACAGAGGAGCAGAGAGGAGACAGAGGAAAAGAGAGGAGACAGAGGAGCAGAGAGGAGACAGAGGAGAAGAGAGGAGACAGAGGAGCAGAGAGGAGACAGAGGAGAAGAGAGGAGACAGAGGAGCAGAGAGGAGACAGAGGAGAAGAGAGGAGACAGAGGAGCAGAGAGGAGACAGAGGAGAAGAGAGGAGACAGAGGAGCAGAGAGGAGACAGAGGAGCAGAGAGGAGACAGAGGAGAAGAGAGGAGACAGAGGAGCAGAGAGGAGACAGAGGAGCAGAGAGGAGACAGAGGAGCAGAGAGGAGACAGAGGAGAAGAGAGGAGACAGAGGAGCAGAGAGGAGACAGAGGAGCAGAGAGGAGACAGAGGAGCAGAGAGGAGACAGAGGAGAAGAGAGGAGACAGAGGAGCAGAGAGGAGACAGAGGAGCAGAGAGGAGAGAGGAGAAGAGAGGAGACAGAGGAGCAGAGAGGAGACAGAGGAGCAGAGAGGAGACAGAGGAGCAGAGAGGAGACACAGGAGAAGAGAGGAUACAGAGGAGCAGAGAGGAGACAGAGGAGCAGAGAGGAGACAGAGGAGCAGAGAGGAGACAGAGGAAAAGAGAGGAGACAGAGGAGCAGAGAGGAGACAGAGGAGAAGAGAGGAGACAGAGGAGCAGAGAGGAGACAGAGGAGCAGAGAGGAGACAGAGGAAAAGAGAGGAGACAGAGGAGCAGAGAGGAGAGAGGAGAAGAGAGGAGACAGAGGAGCAGAGAGGAGACAGAGGAGCAGAGAGGAGACAGAGGAAAAGAGAGGAGACAGAGGAGCAGAGAGGAGAGAGGAAAAGAGAGGAGACAGAGGAGCAGAGAGGAGAGAUGA